Molecule: messenger RNA, 657 nt
Organism: Sorghum bicolor (sorghum)
Lineage: Eukaryota; Viridiplantae; Streptophyta; Magnoliopsida; Poales; Poaceae
Exons: 1
Coding region: 156-425 (89 amino acids)
Source: RefSeq, a predicted model, not a curated record
CACUUUGAUCUUAUCCGUUUCUUUAUGGCACAUAAAAGGAGACAAACCCAUCGCCUUCUCUCCAGAGUAAAUAUAAAGUGCAGACCAUAUCAAGUUACUGUGAAGAGAUAUCAGCUAGGACAAGACCUCUUCAGACUUCAAGGGAGAUUCGCAAGAUGGAGGGGAAGAGCAGGCUGCCGGAGGUGACCAUCGUGCCGGCGGCAAGGCCGUUGGCUGGCGACGGCACCAUCGACGCGGCGAAGGCAGCGGCAGCGCCGGGCAAGGAGCCCAUCAGCCCUGGUACUCCGUCCUCGGCGGACGCCGGCCGCCGCGGCAAAGAGAGGCGCGCGGUGGAGGCCGUCCCGCUCCCUGGGUGGAAGCUCGACGCCCUCUGCCAGGAGUCUUGCCCGUCGCCGACCAUGAGGGCGCGCUUCCCCUACUUCUGAAGCUUCCCGUUGCAGUCCUGCAUGAGUUUCGUUUCGAGCGGCAACAUUGCAUCUUGUGCUUUGGACGUCUGACUGAUGGCGUUCUUGGGUGUUUGCUUGCUCAGGAUUUUUCUUUCGUGCAUCAGUGUAUCCACAUGCAUGUAUUAUGUAUAUAUAUGUAUUAUGAGUAUAAAGAUCUGUGAGCUUUGUGUCAGAUUGCACAGCACAGAUGAUGAACCAUCAGUUGAUUUCU